Gadus morhua (Atlantic cod) is the source of this 7976-nucleotide messenger RNA. It is a transcript of the gene brwd3, whose product is annotated as bromodomain and WD repeat domain containing 3. Gene Ontology annotation, molecular function: protein binding. NCBI's taxonomy places the organism in Eukaryota, Metazoa, Chordata, Actinopteri, Gadiformes, Gadidae. The transcript has 40 exons. The record is from RefSeq and is a predicted model, not a curated record. Bases 128 to 5941 code for a protein of 1937 amino acids. Gene Ontology annotation, cellular component: nucleus. Gene Ontology annotation, biological process: regulation of transcription by RNA polymerase II; regulation of cell shape; cytoskeleton organization.
CACAAAGCACUAGGUGGAGAUAGGAGGAGGCCAGUCACUAGCCUCCUAGCUAAACACACAUAGCUAGGGCUAGCCAGCAUGCUAAACUACAUACACUUCGUCUAAAUGUCGCCCUUCUUAUCAAGCGAUGGCCAAGGAAAAGUGUUCGCAGAUCGAAGCCGAACUUUAUUACCUCAUCGCCCGGUUUCUGCAGUCUGGACCCUGUAAGAAGGCAGCACAGGUCCUGGUGGAGGAGCUCGAGGAGUACGAGUUGGUUCCUCGGCGGUGGAGUUGGGAUGGGGAGGAGAAGCGGCGGAGCUUCACAGAAUGGGUGGUGGUGAACCAGCACCUCCCGGCCGACUACCUGCUGAGGGUAUGUCGGAGGAUCGGCCCCCUGAUCGAGAAGGAGGUGCCCCCCAGCGUCCCGGGGGUCAGCACCCUGUUGGGCCUGGGGAGGCAGUCUCUGCUGCGCACCACCAAGACUUGCAGCCACCAGGUAUGCAGGGGGUCGAUAGCAGCAGCUCUCCACAGGGGACGCCCCCCAGAACCCCCCGCCAUCACAGACCACUCGCCCAGCGUCGUGUCCAUCAUGGGGGCGCGGCAGGCCACGGGGGCGGCCCGCUUCGACCAGGCCGUGCCCACCCUCACCUACCAGCACAUGAAGACCCACAAGCGCAUCCUGGGCCACCUGUCCUCGGUCUACUGCGUCGCCUUCGACCGCACCGGGCGCCGCAUAUUCACGGGGUCAGACGACUGCCUGGUGAAGAUCUGGGCCACAGACGACGGGCGGCUGCUGUCCACGCUGCGCGGGCACGCCGCCGAGAUCUCGGACAUGGCCGUGAACCACGAGAACACGCUGAUGGCGUCGGCCAGCUGCGACAAGGUGAUCCGGGUGUGGUGCCUGCGGACCUGCGCCCCCGUCACCGUGCUGCAGGGCCACGCCGCCUCCAUCACCUCCAUACAGUUCUGUCCAGGUGUCCGGGGCACCAGGAGGUACCUGGCGUCCACCGGAGCCGACGGAAUGGUGUGCUUCUGGCAGUGGCACUCCUGUAGCAUGAAGUUCAGCGACCAGCCCAUCAAGUUUGUGGAGCGGUCGCGUCCCGGGGUCCAGGUCUCCACCUCCUCCUUUAGUAGUGGGGGGAUGUUCCUGGCCACCGGCAGCACUGAUCAUGUGAUCAGGGUAUACUACCUCGGCUCUGAUGCCCCAAUGAAGCUCUCUGAGAUGGACGCACACGGGGACAAAGUGGUUGUCGUCCAGUUCUGCAAUAACAGCGACAGUCUGAGGUUUGUCAGCGGCAGUCGCGACGGCACGGCGAGGAUCUGGCAGUACCAGCAGCAGGAGUGGAAGAGCAUCAGUCUGGAUAUCGCCGCCCGCCUGCCAGGGAGUCCUGUUGUCAACGGCGACGACAAGACCAAGCUGGUGGUCACCAUGGUAGCGUGGGACCGUGGCGACCGCACCGUCGUCACGGCGGUCUCCAACUUCCUGCUCAAAGUGUGGAACUCCCGAACCGGACAGCUGCUGCACGUGCUGUCUGGUCACGAUGACGAGGUGUUUGUGCUGGAGGCCCACCCCUUCGACCCCCGCGUCAUGCUCUCCGCCGGCCACGACGGGAACAUCUACAUCUGGGACCUGAGCCGAGGAGCCCGGAUCAGGAACUUCUUCAACAUGAUCGAAGGCCAGGGUCACGGCGCCAUCUUCGACUGCAAGUUCUCGGCCGACGGGCAGCACUUUGCCUGCACCGACUCCCACGGCCACCUGCUGCUGUUCGGCUUCGGCUGCAGCCAGCCCUACGAGAAGAUUCCGGACCAGAUGUUCUUCCACACGGACUACCGGCCGCUGAUCCGCGACACCAACAACUACGUCCUGGACGAGCAGACGCAGCAGGCGCCCCACCUGAUGCCCCCCCCCUUCCUGGUGGACAUAGACGGGAACCCCCACCCGCCGCGAUACCAGCGGCUUGUGCCGGGCCGCGAGAGCUGCAACGAGGAGCAGCUGGUGCCGCAGCUAGGCUACAUCGCUAACAGUGACGGAGAGGUGGUGGAGCAGGUCCUGGGUCAGCAGACGGGGGACAACGGAGAGAGUCCUCUGGACAACCUGAUCAGACAGAUGCAGAGCCAGCAGAACGCUCUGGGCCAGGAGCCCAGCCCAGACCGGCCGUCCCCGGACCCAGCAGACGGAGAAGCAGCUGGGGAGGACCCUGCCAUGGAGCCGGGCCAGGCUGAGGGCCAGGCUGAGGGCCAGGCUGAGGGCCAGGCUGAGGGCCAGGCUGAGGGCCAGGCUGAGGGCCAGGUCGAGGGCCAGGCUGGGGGCCAGGCAGAGGGGGAAGAGGGUCCGGGAGAGGGCCAGGCGGAGGGGGUGUGGCAGGUACAGAACAACGCCCUCCCCAGCCAGCAGGCCACGGAGAGAGACCUGUUGGCCUGGAGCCACCGCACGGUGGUCAACGAGCUGCCCAAAGCCACCUUCAGGGUGAUGGAGGAGUGCAGGCGGGCCAAAGGGGAGGUGGAGUGCUCUCUGUACAACGCAGAGCGCCGCAAGAAACCAGCCAGCGGCGGGGUCAAGGUUGACCCCCUGACCCCCAGGGUCCGUUCCCUGCGCCCCGCCAGCAGUAAGAAGAAGCAGAGCCACGCCUACCAGACCCGCUCCGCCCAGGUCCGUCGCCGCGGCAACCGCACCCGUGCCUCCAGCGCUCGGCAGGGGGCCGACAGCCAGGCGGAGUCGGACAGCGACGGAGACGCCACGGAGCCGCAGGAGGUCAGCGAUGGGUCAUCGGAGGGCGACGCCCAGUGGCAGAGUGACAGCAGCUCCAGCGACUCCUCCAGCGAGUAUUCUGAUUGGACAGCGGACGCAGGGAUCAACCUGCAGCCGCCCAAGCGACCAACCAGGAGGUUGACUAGACCUCAGGGCUACAGCAGCUCAGAGGAGGAAGAGGAGGAGGAGCAGCAGCAGGAGGAGGAGGAGGGGGAGGACGGGGAGGAGGGGGAGAGACCCCCGAAGAGAGACCGGACGAAGAAGGAAAAGAAGAAGGAGAAGAAGAAGAAGAAGUCGAAAGAGACCAAACAGAAGCCCAUGUCUACACUGACGGGCGUGGACCCCGACGAGUGGAGACCGCCCGCCUGGAUCACCGAGACCGUCCCCCGGCGAUCGCCCUUCGUACCGCAGAUGGGAGACGAGCUGAUGUACUUCCGACAGGGCCACCAGGCGUACGUGCGGGCGGUCCGCCGAGCCAAGGCCUACAGCAUCAACCCCCAGAAGCAGCCCUGGAACAAGCUGAACCUCAGGGACCAGGAGUCUGUGAAGGUGGUGGGCAUCAAGUACGAGGUCGGCUCCCCCACCCUGUGCUGCCUGAAGCUAGCCUUCCUGGACCUCCGCUCCGGCAAGAUGACGGGCGACUCCUUCUCCCUCAAGUACCACGACAUGCCCGAUGUCAUCGACUUCCUGGUCCUGCUGCAGUUCUACAACGAGGCUAAGGACCACAACUGGCAGCCAGGCAUGAGGUUCCGCAGCAUCAUCGACGACGCCUGGUGGUUCGGCUCGGUGGAGGACCAGGAGCCACUGCAGCUGGAGUACCCUGACAGCCUGUUUCAGAGCUACGCCGUCAGGUGGGACAACGAGGAGCAGGAGAAGAUGAGUCCCUGGGACAUGGAGCCCAUUCCUGAAGAAGCGGCCCUGCCGGAGGAGGAGGGUGGAGGCGUGGAGGUGCUGGAGGAGGAGCUGGUGGCCCUGCUCUACGAGCCCCAGGAGGGCGAGUGGGGGGCCCACACCCGGGACGAGGACUGUGAGCGGGUCCUCCAAGGGAUCACGGACCUCCUCACGCUAGACGUGGCGAAGGCCUUUGCGUUGCCCGUGGACCUGCGGGACUACCCGCUCUACUGCACCGCGGUGGCAUACCCCACCGACCUCAGCACCAUCCGCCUGCGUCUGGACAACCGCUUCUAUAGGCGUAUCUCUGCUCUGAUGUGGGAGGUGCGCUACAUCGAGCACAACGCCCGCACCUUCAACGAGCCGCAGAGCCCCAUCGUGGCCGCCGCUAAGGUGGUGACCGACAUCCUGCUGCACUACAUCGGGGAUCAGAGCUGCACGGACAUCUUGGAUCUGUUCCACAGGCUGAGGUCAGAGGUCAGCAGUGGAGGAGAGCUGGAGGUGGCUGACGUGGACGUGGACUCAGACACCCCGGGGACGUCCUCUGGGAACCGGGCCUCCUCCAGCUCUAAGAAGCGGGGCGUGGAGCUGGACGUGAACGCGUGGAAGGGCCAGGUCAGAGACCUGAUCAGACACAUGAUCACCAGCCGGGACUCAGAGCCCUUCAGGCAGCCUGUCGACCUGUUUGUCUACCCGGACUACCGGGACAUCAUCGACACCCCCAUGGACCUGAGCACGGUGUCGGAGACGCUGGUGGGCGGGAACUACGAGAACCCCAUGGAGUUCAGCAAGGACGUGCGGCUCAUCUUCACCAACUCCAAGGCCUACACCCCCAACAAGAAGUCCCAGAUCUACACCAUGACUCUGAGCCUGUCGGCCUACUUCGAGAGCCGCAUCAUCUCCAUCAUCUCGGACCACAAGUCGGCCGUCCAGAACCAGCGGCGCAGCAGCCAGAGGCUGAGCUACAGGAAGAGGCUCCACAGCCCAGGAGGAAGCUCCUCUCCUGGGAGCCCGCCCCCCAGCCCCAAAGGGAAGCACAAGUCAGGGAAGACCAAGAAGUCGAAGUCGAAGUCGAAGCCAAACAAGUCGAGGGCCCGGAGCGAGAGUUCCUCCAAGAAGAGCCGGUCCUCGUCCCGACGGCCGCGCCGGGCUCCCCCCAGCGAUGUGGAGGUGGAUGAAGACAGCCAGCCCUCCUCUUCCUCUUCCUCCACCUCAGCCAGCCAAGCUCCGCCCCCCACCACCUCCUCACGCAGCCGGGCCACGCCCCCCGCCAAGAGAACAGUUCCCCAGCGGCCUGUCGCCCUUAGCAACGGCUCCAGACAGAGCCUGAGACGCCCGGCGUUGGCGGCCGCGGCGACGGCGGCGGCCAGCGAGGAGGCGACCGCCGGCUCCUCUCGCUCCUCCUCCGGCUCCUCCUCCUCGUCCUCUUCCUCGUCGUCGUCGUCCUCCUCGUCCUCCUCCUCGUCUUCGUCGGACAGCGGCUCCGACUCUGAGACGGAGAAGUUCGUGGAGGGCUGUGACCACGACUACAGCAAGGCUCCUCCCCUCCCCAAGUCCGCCCCGCCCCCUCCCCCGCCGUCGCGACCUCACGCCAAGGGCGGCACCGCCGUCCGGGCGGCUGCCGUCGCCAGGGGCAACAAGGCGGUUGCCACAAUCACCGCCGCCACCAAACGGAGACGAGAGGCGGUACCCGACACGCCCACACAGAGACCCAAGAGGGCGAGGGUAAAGUCUGCCGGAGAGGAAGAGGAGGAGGAGGAGGAGGAGGAGCAACAGGAGGAGGAGGAGGAAGAGGAGAACGACGAAGAGGGGGAGGAUGAUGAUGAAGAGGGAGAUGAGGAGGAAGAAGAGGAGGACGCAGAGGCGGAGGUGGUGCUGCAGCCCCAGCAGGAGGAAGAAGAGGUGGAGGAGGAUGAGGAGGAGGAGGAGGAAGAAGAGGAAGAAGAAGAAGAAGAGGAAGAGGCGGAGGAGGUGAAAGCCGCUGCUGUAGGAAAUGAAGAGGACCCUGGCGAAGACGAUGAGGAGGAGGAGCCUGACGAAGAGGAGGAGCCGGACGAGGAGGAAGAGGAGGAGGCGUCUGAGUCGGAGCAGGGGGCCGCAGGAGGAGCGGCGGGGGGCGCGAGCAGGCCCCGGCGCUCCAAGUCGGCCCGCGUCAACACCCGUAACCAGGGCCGCCGGACGGUCCAGUACGUGGACGAGUCGGACGACGAGGGUCAGAGGUCGAAGGACGACCCCCUGAACCUUGGGAAGUCGCGGUCGGGCCGCGUACGCAAGAUGACUGAGAAGGCCCGGGUCAGCCACCUCAUGGGCUGGAACCACUGACCCCUGACCUCUGACCCCCCGACCUUAACCUCUGCCCCCUGACCUCUGAACCCUGACCCCCAGACUCUGGGUUCCACUGCAGGGAUAACCGUUUGUUGUGUUUUUAUAUAUAUAUAUAUAUAUAUAUAUAUAUAUAUAUAUAUAUAUACAUAUACGGGCUGAGUCACGACUCAGCGAACGGCCGGUGCUCCAGAUGAGGUCUGUUGCCAAGGAGCCGUCGUCGAGGGUGACGGGAGGGUGGGGGACAACAAAAAGCAAAGCCACCUGCCCUCCUCUCUUCCUCCUCUUCAUCGUACCCUCCUCAUUCCCCCCCUCCUUUACCUUCUCUUUGCUACCUCCUCCUCUGCCCUACCGUUCCUCCUCCCCCUCCAGACUGUAGAUCCUAUGUCCUCCUCCUCCUCCUCCCCCUCCAGACUGUAGAUCCUAUGUCCUCCUCCUCCUCCUCCUCCUCUUCCUCGCUCCGCUCCCCGGACACCAAAGAAAGGCGGGAGGUGCCAAAACAAAACGGUGCUCAUUCAAUUUUUUUUUUUUUUUUUUUUUUUUUGCAGCGUGUGUUUUGUUGUUGUUGUGCUCCUCUGGUGUGCUGCUGAGCCACAAACCUCAUCACCUCGUGGGGGUCAUCGCGGGGUCUCUAGGGGGCCCUCAUAGCGUAGGGCAUGAUGUCAUCUACUCUGCCAUUGGCUCCAAUCCCGGUGGGCCUCGAGGUCAACUUUACAUCGUCACGACCACGGUCUCUCUAGCCUCGAGGUAAACAUUACAUCGUCACAGCAGCGGUCUCUCCCUCAGCCAGCUCUGCCUCUGGCUGUGUCUAGGUCCUGGAGGUGGUCUUCAUGGGACCGGGGGGGGUCUAGGCGCUGGUGGUGGUCUUCACGGGCCCGGGGGGGGUCUAGGUCCUGGAGGUGGUCUUCACGGGACCGGGGUCUGGCCGUCUCUUCCUCCUGAGCCAGUGGACGUUAGACCGGUCCGUUCCACCGUGUGGAGUCCCAUGUUGCCCGGGUGUCACUCCCUCUCUCGUCCCCUUCCUCCUUUAGUUCCCUUCGUCUGGUUGGUACAUGGGAGACCUCGUGUUCUUGUUUGAUCUGGUCUGUAUCCUACUCUCUCAACAUCACCGGUUGAAAGUUUCUUCCGAGACCCCGUCUCUCUCUCUCCGCCCUCCCUGGUGCCCAACCGUGGACCCCUCUCCUCCUCUUCUCACCUCCUCUCUCCUCCUCUCCUCCUCCUCUGUCAGCGCUGUCGUGUCCCUCGCGCUCAACACCUCUUCAUUAACGAGAAUACUAAAUAUUUUGUUUUUGCACACUAAAUCAUUCUGGCAGCUGGCUAAUAAAGUUGUCGGGAGGAUAUCAGUUUUAUAAGCCGAAGGCUGAUCUCCUUCUCCUUCAUUCAUGCGCUCUCCAUCGUCUCCACCUCACCAGCACACUGAGUACCGGAGCUCCACCUACAGAGCGUCUGCAGCAGGUACCUACAGAGCCUGCUGCUGACGGCGCCGUCACAAAAAAACUCAUGAACUCUUCCUUGUGGUCGCGACCCCGUGAUGUCACCCGGUUCAGCGACCAAUCAGGUUCCUCGUUGCCCUCAGAGGUCAACCCUAGAUCUCUGACCUCUGACCUCUGAGUUGCCCACGAGCAUGACUCUGACCCUGCGACGGUGCGAGCGGUAGAAGAGAGAGAGAGAGAGAGAGAGAGAGAGGGGGGGGGAUGACCUCCAACUACAAAAUGUAAUCUCAGUAGCGUCAGUGGAUGAGUGGUGCUCCCACACGUCUUCAGCAGAGCUUGGUUAUAGAGUCAGGGAUGUACAGUCAGCCUUUCGUUGCUCUUUAUGUGUGGUGUGAGAACAACGCCCGACUAUUGCUUUGGAAUUGUAUUUUCAUACGAUGAUCUACGGCGUUUGUAGGGGUACCCUUUCAGUGACUCAAUCGAUUUAGGUGAAAUAAACUUCAGUGAUUAAUAUUCUUUUUUUCUUUUUUUACACUUUAUGAUUGUAUAUUAGUUGUUUUUUUCUGUGUUUUUUUUUUAAAUAAAGAAGUUGAUCUCUUGUA